This is a messenger RNA of Odobenus rosmarus divergens (Pacific walrus), 725 nucleotides long. RefSeq names its product polyubiquitin-B-like. The transcript has a single exon. The coding region runs from base 100 to 561 and encodes 153 amino acids. Gene Ontology annotation, cellular component: cytoplasm; nucleus. NCBI's taxonomy places the organism in Eukaryota, Metazoa, Chordata, Mammalia, Carnivora, Odobenidae. Gene Ontology annotation, biological process: modification-dependent protein catabolic process; protein ubiquitination. Gene Ontology annotation, molecular function: ubiquitin protein ligase binding; protein tag activity. The record is from RefSeq and is a predicted model, not a curated record.
CUUAGAAGAGUGGCUGGCAUUGUUGGGUGUCGGUGUCUUGGCAUCUGGGUAACUCGACAUGAUUGCAUCCAGUGUCCUUGCAUUCGCUAACAGGUCAAAAUGCAGAUCUUCGUGAAGACCCUGACCGGCAAGACCAUCAACCUAGAGGUAGAGCCCAGUGACACCAUCGAAAAUGUGAAGGCCAAGAUCCAAGAUAAACAGGGCAUCCCCCCUGACCAGCAGAGGCUCAUUUUUGCAGGCAAGCAGCUGGAAGAUGGCCACACUCUUUCUGAUUAUAACAUCCAGAAAGAGUCGACCCUGCACCUGGUUCUGCGCCUGAGGGGUGGCAUGCAGAUCUUCGUGAAGACCCUAACCGGCAAGACCAUCACCCUGGAGGUGGAGCCCAGUGACACCACUGAAAACGUGAAGGCGAAGAUCCAAGAUAAAGAGGGCAUCCCCCCUGACCAGCAGAGGCUUAUCUUUGCUGGCAAGCAGCUGGAAGAUGGCCGCACUCUUUCUGAUUACAAUAUCCAGAAAGAGUCAACUCUCCACCUGGUUCUCCGUCUGAGAGGUGGCUGUUAAUUCUUCAGUCUUGAAUUCAUAGUGCCCAAUGAUGGCAUUGCUCUGCACUAUAGCCAUUUGCCCCAAUUUAAGUUUAGAAAUUACCAGUUUCAGUAAUAACUGAAUCACUGGUUUUCUCAAUAGCUGUUCAAAAUGUUAAUGAAAGUUUUGUUGCAUGGUAGCAU